AUGGAUUAUGUUUUCCAGUUAGAAUUGCGAACAGGAUUGAAGAAACUGUUAAGGAAGAAGCUUCAGGAAGAAGCUGAAAUCCUUUCAAAGAGGCAUACCAGUGGAAUCGGGACAGGGAGUUCCAAGCAGAGUGUGUGGAGAAGUAGGACAACAGAGUGUGUGGAGAAGAGGAAGAAAGAUGGGCUAAGAGUACUUCUUGGCGCCUGGGACUACCAUCAUGGCCUAGUUGGCUUACACAACAUUGGACAGACCUGCUGCCUUAACUCCCUGAUUCAGGUAUUCAUAAUGAAUGUGGAAUUCACCAAGAUAAUGAAGAGGAUAAAAGUUCCAAGAGAAGUGGAAGAACAGAAGAGAAAUGUCCCUUUUCAAUUACUUUUAUUGCUAGAGAAGAUGCAGGACAGCCGGCAGAAGGCAGCGAGACCCGUGGAGUUCGUCUCCUGCCUCCAGAAGUACAAUGUACCAAUGUUUGUUCAGCAUGAUGCUGCUCAGCUCUACCUCACGAUUUGGAACUUCAUUAAGGCUCAGAUCACCGAUGUGGACUUGGUGCAGCGGCUCCAGGACUUGUAUAAGAUCCGGAUAAAGGAGUGCUUGGUCUGCCUCGACUGCACCACGGAGAGUAGCAGAGACAGUAGCUCGCUGACGCUCCCUCUCAGCCUUUUCGACCUGAACUUAAAGCCGCUGGGAACACUGGAAGACGCCCUGCAGUACUUUUUGCAACCCAAGGAGCUAUCAAGCAAAAGCAAGUGCUUCUGCUCCCGGCUUCAGAACUGUGGGAAGAACACCUAUGGGAAACAGGCCUUGAAGCUGACCCAUCUGCCCUCAGCUUUGACCAUCCACCUCAUGCGCUUCUCCGCCAGGAAUUCACAGACACAGAAGGUCUGCCACUCCGUCUCUUUCCCCGAGAGCUUGGAUUUCACUCAGGUGCUUCUGAGCUGUGAAUACAUGUGUGAUGACAAGGAAGAUGACAGGUUAACCAUCCCAUGCCUUCUGCCCUUCCGGGUUGGAGGACAGUAUGAACUCUUUGCCGUGAUCACACACAUGGGAAUGGCAAACUUUGGUCAUUACUGUGCCUAUAUUCAGAACUCUGUGGAUGGAGAAUGGUUCUGCUUCAAUGACUCCAAUGUUUGCAGGGUAUCCUGGGAAGACGUCCAGUGUACCUUUGGAAAUCAUAAUGACCGUUGGUAAGAGGGGUGUGAGGUGAUGGAAA
Molecule: messenger RNA, 1207 nt
Organism: Ochotona curzoniae (black-lipped pika)
Lineage: Eukaryota; Metazoa; Chordata; Mammalia; Lagomorpha; Ochotonidae
Product: ubl carboxyl-terminal hydrolase 18-like
Biological process (GO): protein deubiquitination
Cellular component (GO): nucleus; cytosol
Molecular function (GO): cysteine-type deubiquitinase activity; cysteine-type endopeptidase activity
Source: RefSeq, a predicted model, not a curated record